Serendipita indica DSM 11827 is the source of this 2718-nucleotide messenger RNA. NCBI's taxonomy places the organism in Eukaryota, Fungi, Basidiomycota, Agaricomycetes, Sebacinales, Serendipitaceae. The record is from the annotation of a GenBank genome assembly.
AUGGGACGUGCGAGAGGAGGCGUCAAGGUUCCUAACGUCAAGCUACGACCAGCAGAAACGUCAAAGGCGCCGUCAACACGCAGAAAUGUAAUCGAUUCGGAUGAGGAAGACCAGGCAGACGACACAUAUGAACUCCAAGGACCACGAGCAAUCUUCAGAGGUGUGAUCCUCUGUGCUACCGGCAUCAAGGACAAGCGCACCAUUUUCGACCUCGUCAGGCGAAUGGGUGGGACGCAUUCCACCGACUUCACGGACGCCACUACGCACUUAGUUGCAUCUGAACCAGGCAGUGAAAAGUAUCGUUGCGCACUUGAACGUGGCGUACCCGUUGUCACGCCUUCUUGGAUAUACGGCGCGCACGAUCGCUGGAAGCUAGGGGAAAACUUCUCAGUCGAGUCUACCAUACCAAGUCACCGACUACUUCCUUUUAUUGGAGUUCGGAUCUGCGUCACGGGUAUCGAGGUGGCCGACAUUCGCAACAGAAUACACAAGCUCACAAAGGCCAAUGGUGGAGAGUAUCUCAAGAGUCUAGACAAGACCUGUACCCACCUCUUGUGCGCGGCGGAGUCGUCACCCAAGGUGGACUACGCAAAUAGAGUGAACGCUGAACGAGAAGUCGCUCGAGGCCGAGCAGACGGAGGAGAAGUACCUCCAUCUAUCGAGGUGUUGUGGGAGGAAUGGUUCUGGGACUGUAUACACGUGGGCGGUCGCCUUCAGACUGAACCCUAUCAUAUAGUGAAGCCACGACCGGAGCCCAUGUCGCGUAGCGUGAUGCACUCACCUGAGGUCGCUAGGCCCUCACUUCCUCCUCCCCCCUCAGUGGGACUUCCAGAGCAACUUCCCCUCUCAAGUCUGUUGGCUGAUGCAAAGGAUACCGCCGCACCAACCAAAGUAAUCAGAGGAGCCGCCCUGUCCCAGUGGAAUGCAAUUACUGGUUCCAGAGGCGCUCCAGCGACCAGUGGUUUUGCGCCCAGCACUCUACGAAGUUCUCACGUCAACCGCAAGUCUAGAAACGAGUCAAGUUCAAGUCCUGUCAAAAAGACCUGGGCAAGUGGAUCUUUUGACAGCGCAUCUGCUCCAAAGGGAUAUGAACGUCGAUCUCCCAAGAAAAAAACCAUUCCCGGGAAUCCAAGUACUCCCACCCGGGUCAGAGCGUUUCCGAUAACUGCCGCGGAGAACACAGAGUCAAAUGGGAAAACGGCCAAUGGGCCGUCGAGCACAUUUCUGAGCAAAUUCUCUAGAGCCCCCGCGUUUUCUCAAGACCAGACGAAUCUACCAUCCAAAGAUGUUGCCUCUCGCAAGGAAUUAGGUGGAGAUGGUAUAUUCUCCGGAGCGACUUUUCGUGCCAUGGGAGACGCGGCAUGCGACGUCGUCUUUUCUGCUCUCGAAAGAGCAGGAGGUACAUUAUUACAAGCCGGCUCACCGGACUACUACAUCGUUCGUCUUGUUGGUGGCUCUGAUGCCCAAAAAGAGUUCCCGCUUUCCGAGCACGCAAAAUUUAGAACUGAGUGUUGGUUGGAGCGAUGUCUGUUCGAGAACCGGAUAUGCCCCGUCGAGGACAGUAUCACCUGCGUACCUUUGACGGUUCGGCGACCCAUAAAAGACCAUUCGUCUUACCUUGUAGCAUUCUCUGGUUUAGAUACAUUCGACGCCACCUGGGUUGCUCGACUCCUUCGCCUAUUGGGCAAGUUGCCUCUCUCGUUUCUUCAUUUUUCCCGCUCACACAUAAUAGAGAUUCCUAUCUCGCCUGCAUUUUCGAUGCAAUGCACACAUCUGAUCUGUCCAUCUCGUGAAGGCGUCAAAUACCAAAAGGCAAAGGAGUGGGGGAUCCCUGUAGUUGAUUUUGAAUGGCUUACGGGUCUUGCACGCACAGCUACGGAUCCAGACGUCUACAACGAACCCGACUCCGCCUCCAACGUCGUAUCAUCCAUCGGGGAUCUGAAAAUAGGCACAUCUAUGGCAAAUACUGUCGACGACAGUAUGCCUGUCUACAGCCCUGUCUUUGGAGUAACUUCUCCUGGUCGUUCUCAUCUGGUUCGCCCUCCAUCACCUGGCAGUCCUACGCCUACGCGGAAGCAAGCCAAGUUGGACAUCCAUGAGCUUGCACAACGGCUCGGUUCCGGUACCGGAACCCCGAAGAGACUGCUGUCGCCUAACGAGAAGGCAGCUGCAGGUCUAAAGAGUCAAAGAGUGCCAUCCUCUGUGACUCCGUCCCCAAUUCCUCUCACGACGCAGUUGAUAGCUACAAGUAAGCGGUACGACAGCAAUACUCCAACCAUUCCAUUCUUUGAUGUGCAAUCUGCGUCUGCAAAAAACCUGACCAAGAGUAUCGACGCUCUUCUUGGAUCCAAACGUGGCGCAGAGGAGGAUCCAGAAGUAGCGUCGAGCUCAGCACCAGCCGGGCAGGGAAGAGCGCGUAAACGCCCACGUGCUCCAUCAUCAAAGCGGACCGAGGAAUCCCCAUGUAAGAAGCUUGCCCUGGGUCCUCUGGUUCCAAAUUUCGAGAAUGAGCACCGCGUACAUCAUGAUGACAACUGGGCUUCUGCAACAUCGCCUGUGAAAGGGAUCGCGGUCAACUAUGCGGAUCCUUUGGAUGCAGAUGAAAGGCGACGGUUGCAAAUGCUUGUCGACAAUGAAAUUCACCCUCUGGAGGAAGAACAAGUGCAAACGAAGGCUUCCAGAAGGCCCCGACGAUCAACGAGACCGAAAGGCACAUAG